This is a messenger RNA of Rhinopithecus roxellana (golden snub-nosed monkey), 6424 nucleotides long. It is a transcript of the gene GREB1L, whose product is annotated as GREB1 like retinoic acid receptor coactivator. The transcript has 35 exons. The coding region runs from base 595 to 6369 and encodes 1924 amino acids. The record is from RefSeq and is a predicted model, not a curated record. Gene Ontology annotation, biological process: multicellular organism development; kidney development. NCBI's taxonomy places the organism in Eukaryota, Metazoa, Chordata, Mammalia, Primates, Cercopithecidae.
CUUUUAUAGCAUUAAUAUUGAUUCUAUUGUGUUUUAAUGUAGAUCAUUUAAUUGGAUCUUUUUUUGAGCCUUCUGCAGUGGAGCUGUCAUUUCAAGCUCCAACAGAGGUUUUCCUGUGUUGCUCGAUAUCUAUUAUAAAAACGGGUUGUUAAUCUCCAUAAUUGGCAUUGACCACAUGAUGUUCUUAAUUGACCUCCAGCAGUGUGGUCGUUCCUGAGAGCAUCUGUCACUUUAGGCAUUACAAGAUGGAUGGGUCUCCAGUGAACUGCUGGUUGAAGCAAAUGGUGAAAAUAAGAAAAGUCAAGGGGUUUCAGGGUCUGCAGAGGGGACAGACAACAAGGAAACACUGUUAGAAAUCAAGAGUAAGCUGAGCAAUAGAGGAAGAGAGCAAAGAUGGAUCAGAUGUCAUUUUAUAAACAUCUUGGAAAUCAGAAUCUUUUGGCUUUCCUGAUCUGAGGGAGACAUCUGCAUCAUGGUGCACAAAAAGCUUUAAACAAGUUAAAAUCUAGGCAACAGACUCCCUGAAGUGUUGACUGCCCAACUUAAUCAUGACUGUGAUUCAAAAAUGUUAUUAAAUAAACCAAGGUGUAGAUCAUGGGGAAUUCAUAUGCUGGGCAACUGAAAUCUGCUCGAUUUGAGGAAGCUCUCCACAACUCCAUAGAAGCCUCCCUCAGAUGUAGUAGUGUGGUACCGCGGCCAAUUUUUUCCCAGCUAUACCUGGACCCUGACCAGCAUCCUUUCUCAUCUGCAGAUGUCAAACCCAAGGUGGAGGAUCUGGACAAAGAUUUGGUAAAUCGCUACACUCAAAAUGGAAGUCUGGAUUUUUCUAACAAUCUAACAGUUAAUGAAAUGGAAGACGAUGAAGACGAUGAAGAAAUGUCUGAUUCAAACAGUCCACCAAUUCCCUAUUCACAAAAACCUGCCCCGGAAGGAUCUUGCACUACAGAUGGUUUUUGUCAAGCAGGAAAGGAUUUGCGUUUGGUAUCACUGUGUAUGGAACAAAUUGACAUCCCAGCAGGAUUCCUCCUGGUGGGUGCCAAGUCUCCCAAUCUGCCUGAACACAUCCUAGUUUGUGCUGUGGACAAGCGAUUUCUACCGGAUGAUCAUGGAAAAAAUGCACUUUUAGGGUUUUCUGGAAAUUGUAUCGGCUGUGGAGAAAGAGGAUUUCGAUAUUUCACGGAAUUUUCCAACCACAUUAACUUGAAGCUCACCACUCAGCCAAAGAAGCAGAAGCACUUAAAGUACUACCUAGUCAGAAGCUCCCAGGGUGUACUGUCUAAGGGACCUCUUAUCUGCUGGAAAGAAUGUAGAAGCCGACAAUCCUCUGCUUCUUGCCACUCUAUUAAACCAAGCUCUUCAGUGUCAUCAACUGUGACCCCAGAAAAUGGGACAACUAAUGGAUACAAAUCAGGAUUCACUCAGACAGAUGCUGCUAAUGGAAACAGUAGCCAUGGAGGGAAGGGCAGUGCAUCCAGCUCCACUCCAGCCCACACAGGGAAUUACUCUUUGUCACCAAGACCUAGCUAUGCAUCAGGAGACCAAGCUACCAUGUUCAUUUCCGGGCCACCAAAGAAACGACACCGGGGAUGGUAUCCUGGGUCACCUCUCCCCCAACCUGGCUUCGUUGUACCUGUCCCUACCGUUCGUCCUCUUUCAAGAACGGAGCCCCUUUUAUCUGCCCCAGUUCCACAGACCCCACUAACUGGAAUUUUACAACCCAGGCCUAUUCCUGCAGGGGAAACUGUAAUUGUUCCUGAAAACCUGCUGAGUAACUCAGGAGUUAGACCAGUAAUUCUGAUAGGCUAUGGCACUUUACCUUAUUUCUAUGGAAAUGUUGGUGACAUUGUUGUGAGUCCUCUGCUGGUGAAUUGCUACAAGAUUCCACAGUUGGAAAACAAAGAUUUGGAACAAUUAGGGUUGACUGGCAGCCAAUUUCUGAGCGUGGAAAACAUGAUUCUUCUGACGAUACAGUAUCUUGUGCGGCUGGGUCCUGAUCAGGUACCUCUCAGGGAAGAAUUUGAGCAAAUUAUGCUGAAAGCUAUGCAAGAAUUUACUCUGAGAGAAAGAGCCCUGCAGAUAGGUGCUCAGUGUGUCCCUGUGUCACCAGGACAACUCCCCUGGCUUGCUAGAUUAAUUGCCAGCGUAUCUCAAGACUUGGUUCAUGUGAUUGUGACCCAGAACUCUUUGGCGGAGGGCAUUUCAGAGACCUUAAGGACUCUCAGUGAAAUGAGACACUAUCAAAGGCUACCAGAUUAUGUGGUGGCAAUUUGUGCAUCGAAAAUCAGAGGAAAUGAAUUUUGUGUGGUAGUGUUAGGUCAGCACCAGUCCCGAGCUCUGGCAGAGAGCAUGCUCACCACAAGUGAGUUUUUGAAAGAAAUUAGUUAUGAGCUUAUCACAGGAAAGGUCAGUUUCCUGGCAUCACAUUUCAAAACCACAUCAUUAGGCGAUGACCUAGACAAGCUGCUGGAAAAAAUGCAACAAAGAAGAGGAGACAGUGUGGUUACCCCUUUCAAUGGAGACCUUAAUGAAUGUGUGUCACCCCAGGAGGCUGCUGCUAUGAUUCCCACACAAAACCUGGAUUUAGAUAAUGAAACCUUCCAAAUUUAUCAACCGCAGCUAACAGUUGCCAGAAAACUCUUAUCCCAGGUGUGCGCUAUAGCGGACAGUGGCAGCCAGAGCCUGGACCUCGGUCACUUCAGCAAAGUAGACUUCAUCAUCAUUGUCCCCAGAUCGGAGGUGUUGGUUCAGCAAACUCUUCAACGGAUUCGACAAUCAGGUGUCCUUGUAGACUUGGGUCUGGAGGAAAAUGGGACAGCCCAUCAGAGAGCAGAAAAAUAUGUUGUUCGUCUAGACAAUGAGAUUCAAACCAAGUUUGAAGUUUUUAUGAGGAGAGUGAAACAGAACCCGUACACACUGUUUGUGCUAGUUCAUGACAACUCCCAUGUGGAACUAACGAGUGUCAUUUCAGGCUCUUUGUCACAUGGCGAACCCAGUCAUGGACUAGCUGAUAGGGUCAUUAAUUGCAGAGAAGUUCUGGAAGCUUUCAACCUCCUGGUGCUCCAGGUCAGCUCCUUCCCAUACACUCUGCAGACCCAACAGUCCCGUAUUAGCUCUAGCAAUGAGGUUCACUGGAUACAGCUGGAUACUGGGGAGGACGUGGGCUGCGAGGAGAAGCUGUACUUUGGCUUGAAUGAGUACAGCAAGUCUCUGCAGUGGGGGAUCACGAGCCCACUUCUGAGAUGUGACGAGACUUUUGAAAAAAUGGUGAACACACUCUUGGAGAGGUACCCCAGGCUGCACAGCAUGGUCGUCCGCUGCUAUCUUCUCAUCCAGCAGUACUCUGAGGCUCUGAUGGCUCUCACCACCAUGGCGUCGCUCCGAGACCACAGCACACCAGAAACACUCAGCAUUAUGGAUGACCUCAUCAGCUCCCCAGGCAAAAACAAAAGUGGGAGGGGACACAUGCUCAUUAUCAGGGUGCCCUCGGUGCAGCUGGCGAUGUUAGCCAAGGAGCGACUACAGGAGGUGCGCGACAAACUGGGUCUGCAGUAUCGGUUCGAGAUCAUCCUUGGGAACCCGGCCACUGAACUCAGUGUUGCAACUCACUUUGUGGCGCGAUUAAAGAGUUGGAGAGGAAGUGAACCAGAAGAGUGGAUCCCUCGGACAUACCAAGAUUUAGACGGUCUGCCUUGUAUUGUGAUAUUAACUGGCAAAGAUCCUCUUGGAGAAACCUUUCCCAGGUCUUUGAAGUACUGUGACCUCCGGUUAAUUGACUCAAGCUAUUUAACUCGCACGGCCUUGGAGCAGGAGGUGGGUCUGGCAUGCUGCUAUGUCUCUAAAGAGGUCAUCCGGGGACCCACUGUUGCCCUGGACCUCAGCGGGAAGGAGCAGGAGAGAGCUGCUGUCAGUGAGAAUGACUCCGAUGAGCUGCUUAUCGACCUGGAGCGGCCCCAGAGCAACAGCAGCGCCGUCACAGGGACCUCCGGUUCCAUCAUGGAGAAUGGAGUGAGCUCUUCCAGCACAGCUGACAAGUCCCAGAAGCAGUCCCUGACCCCCAGCUUCCAGAGCCCAGCCACUAGUCUGGGCCUGGAUGAAGGGGUCUCUGCCAGCUCAGCUGGAGCCGGAGCCGGGGAGACUCUGAAGCAGGAGUGUGACUCCCUGGGCCCCCAGAUGGCGAGCAGCACCACCUCCAAGCCGCCAUCGUCGUCCUCAGGACCCAGGACCCUCCCAUGGCAGGGACAGCCCAUCAGAGGCUGCCGGGGCCCGCAUGCAGCCCUGCCACCAGUGGUGAUCCUAUCCAAAGCGGCCUACAGCCUCCUAGGCUCCCAGAAGAGUGGCAAGCUGCCAUCCUCCUCAUCCCUGCUGCCCCAUGCCGACGUGGCCUGGGUGAGCUCCCUGCGGCCGCUCCUGAACAAGGACAUGAGCAGCGAGGACCAGUCCCUCUACUACAGGCAGUGGACCUCGGCCCGGCAGCACCACGCCGACUACAGCAACCAGCUGGACCCGGCCUCUGGCACCCGAAACUUCCACCCCCGGCGGCUCCUGCUGACAGGGCCCCCACAGGUGGGAAAGACAGGCUCCUAUUUACAGUUCCUCAGGAUCCUCUUCCGCAUGCUCAUCAGGCUCCUGGAGGUGGAUGUGUAUGACGAGGAGGAGAUCAACACCGAUCACAGUGAAAGCAGUGAAGUGAGCCAGUCAGAGGGAGAGCCCUGGCCUGACAUCGAGAGCUUCAGUAAAAUGCCUUUUGAUGUCAGUGUGCAUGACCCCAAGUACACUUUGAUGAGCCUGGUGUAUACUGAGAAGCUGGCAGGGGUCAAACAAGAAGUGAUAAAGGAAUCCAAAGUUGAAGAGCCCAGGAAACGGGAAACUGUGUCCAUAAUGCUGACCAAAUAUGCAGCCUAUAACACCUUUCACCACUGUGAACAGUGCCGCCAGUACAUGGACUUCACCUCUGCCUCCCAGAUGUCUGACUCCACCCUUCAUGCCUUCACAUUCUCUUCCUCUAUGCUGGGAGAAGAGGUUCAGCUCUAUUUCAUCAUUCCCAAAUCCAAAGAGAGUCAUUUUGUCUUCAGCAAGCAGGGCAAGCACCUGGAGAGCAUGCGGCUGCCCCUGGUUUCAGACAAGAAUUUGAAUGCAGUCAAGAGUCCUAUUUUCACUCCUUCCAGUGGUCGACAUGAGCACGGACUCCUAAACCUUUUCCACGCCAUGGAGGGCAUCAGCCACCUUCACCUCCUCGUGGUCAAAGAGUAUGAGAUGCCUCUGUACCGCAAAUACUGGCCCAACCACAUCAUGCUGGUGCUUCCCGGCAUGUUCAAUAAUGCAGGCGUGGGUGCUGCCAGGUUCCUCAUUAAGGAGCUAUCAUAUCACAACCUAGAAUUGGAGAGAAACCGCCUGGAGGAGUUAGGCAUUAAACGCCAGUGUGUCUGGCCUUUCAUCGUCAUGAUGGAUGACUCAUGUGUCCUAUGGAACAUUCACAGUGUUCAGGAGCCAUCCAGCCAGCCUGUGGAAGUAGGAGUUUCCAGUAAGAAUGUUUCCUUGAAGACUGUCUUACAGCACAUUGAAGCCACACCAAAAAUUGUCCACUAUGCAAUCUUGGGCAUACAGAAAUGGAGCAGCAAGCUGACUUCUCAGAGCCUAAAGGCCCCAUUCUCUAGGUGUCACGUGCAUGAUUUCAUUCUUCUCAACAUAGACUUGACUCAGAAUGUGCAGUAUGACUUCAACAGGUAUUUCUGUGAAGAUGUUGACUUUAAUCUGAGAACGAACAGUAGUGGCCUGUUCAUCUGCCGCUUUAAUAACUUCAGUCUCAUGAAGAAACAUGUUCAGGUUGGAGGGCAAAGGGACUUUAUCAUUAAACCAAAGAUCAUGGUGUCAGAGAGCUUAGCACCCAUCUUGCCCCUUCAAUACAUCUGCGCUCCCGACAGUGAACACACGCUACUGGCAGCCCCUGCACAGUUUCUCCUGGAGAAAUUCCUUCAGCACGCCUCAUAUAAACUCUUCCCCAAAGCCAUCCAUAACUUCAGGAGUCCCGUGCUGGCCAUUGACUGCUACCUUAACAUUGGACCAGAGGUGGCCAUAUGCUAUAUCAGCUCCAGACCCCACUCCAGCAAUGUCAACUGUGAAGGAGUGUUUUUCAGCGGACUCCUUUUGUACCUCUGUGACUCUUUUGUAGGUGCUGAUCUUCUUAAGAAAUUUAAAUUUCUAAAAGGUGCUACCCUGUGUGUCAUCUGCCAAGACAGAAGUUCCUUGCGCCAAACGAUUGUCCGCUUAGAGCUAGAAGAUGAGUGGCAGUUCCGCCUCCGGGACGAGUUUCAAACUGCUAACAGCAGUGAAGACAAGCCUCUCUACUUUCUUACUGGACGUCAUGUAUGAGCUUUUGAAGAGACCAAAAACAGCAAAAAGAUGCCUAGGUGGGGUGGGACAGAAA